AUUUAUUUCAAUGGCCUCGCCUGUCUAUGCUGAACCAGAAGAACUUGCAGAUUUGGUUCUUGACAAAUCAAAACAAGUUGGAAAAGAUUAUGUGAUUAUAGAUGUUCGUGGUGAUGAUUAUAGAGGUGGUCAUAUCCCAGGUGCUAUCAAUGUCCCUGCAAAUACCAUGUAUGAUAAAGCCAAUGAUCUCAUUAGAGACUAUGGUCAUGUACCUAAAAUCUAUUUCCAUUGUGCUUUAUCUCAAGUGCGAGGUAAAUAAGCGUAUAGAUGGUUGCAAUAACUCAUUUCCAUCUAGGCCCUAAAUCAGCACGUAUCUACAGUGAGACAAUCCGUAACUUGGGCAAAGAAACAGAUCAAAAAGUAAAGAUUUUGAGAUAUGGAUUUGAAGGAUGGCAUGCAAAAUACAAAGAAGAACAAGAUUUGUUAGAAGAUUAUGAUCCGUCUGUUUGGGA
Gilbertella persicaria is the source of this 452-nucleotide messenger RNA. RefSeq names its product Rhodanese-like domain-containing protein. The transcript is spliced from 2 exons. Bases 11 to 259 code for a protein of 82 amino acids. Gene Ontology annotation, molecular function: protein tyrosine phosphatase activity; thiosulfate-cyanide sulfurtransferase activity. Gene Ontology annotation, cellular component: cytoplasm; nucleus. NCBI's taxonomy places the organism in Eukaryota, Fungi, Mucoromycota, Mucoromycetes, Mucorales, Choanephoraceae. The record is from RefSeq and is a predicted model, not a curated record.